AGGCAGGUGUGGUUCAGGGCUGGAGUUGCGUAAGACCUCCUUGAAUAUUUAAAAAUGCGAUUUCACAAAGCACUUCAAAACUUUUCUGACCUACCAAUUCAGCGCAUUUUCCACUUUGAGAUCACAGGACGAGAGGAUGGCAGCACGAGUGUCCUGCUCGCUGAUUGCUGUUUUGUUGUGUCUGGUCAAAGGACCUGUCACAGGAGCCAUUGAUUUGGAUAAAGAGUUGUUACCAGGAGCCGUUGAUUUGGAUAAGGAGUUGUUACCAGGAGCAAAGCCAGGAAUGUGUCCAAGAAACAAACCUGAUGUAGUAGGCUUGUGUGCUGAGAUGUGCUUCCAUGACAGUGACUGUCCGAACAAUGAGAAAUGCUGCAGCAAUGGAUGUGGACAUCAGUGUAUCCCUCCAUAUAGAGCAGAAAAGCCAGGAAUGUGUCCAAGAAACAAACCUGAUGUAGUAGGCUUGUGUGCUGAGAUGUGUUCUGAUGACAGUGACUGUCCAAACAAUGAGAAAUGCUGCAGCAAUGGAUGUGGACAUGAGUGUAUGCCUCCAUAUAGAGCAGAAAAGCCAGGAGUGUGUCCAAGGGAAGUAAAAAGGUGUGACAGGUUAAUGUCAUGUGCCAAUGACACUGACUGUCCGAAAGAUCAAAAAUGCUGCAGCACUAGAUGUGGACGUAAAUGUGCACGUCCAAAGUGAGACCUGCUCCAUGUCUCAAACCAAAUGUGUGCUGACAACUCUUCCCAUGAUGAUCAAUAUCCUGCCAGACAGAUGUGUUGCCCAGCCACCUGCAGUCAUGUCUGCAGCUAAUAGUCCUCGAUUGUUGGUUGUGUUUUCUUCUUUCUCUGUCUCUCUAUGCUAUACUUAAAAUCUUUUGCAUUUACUAAAUAAAUCUUAUUGCU
Labeo rohita (rohu) is the source of this 897-nucleotide messenger RNA. RefSeq names its product perlwapin-like. Bases 137 to 694 code for a protein of 185 amino acids. NCBI's taxonomy places the organism in Eukaryota, Metazoa, Chordata, Actinopteri, Cypriniformes, Cyprinidae. Gene Ontology annotation, cellular component: extracellular region. The record is from RefSeq and is a predicted model, not a curated record. The transcript has 7 exons. Gene Ontology annotation, biological process: innate immune response; antibacterial humoral response. Gene Ontology annotation, molecular function: peptidase inhibitor activity.